AUGCCAUCGAAUCAAUUCUACAGAAUGGCAUCAAUCAUCCAGCUCCUCUUGAGCCUCUGCGCCCUCUUCGCGGUCCUAUCACAGGCCCUUCCCGUCGACGUCGAAGAUCGGGAGCUCUCUCUUCCAAAAGAUCUAACAAUCGAUGACAUCGUCUACGGAGGGACCGGAUGUCCCCAAGGAUCCGCUAGCGUCCAAAUCGCUGCGGACGGAAAAUCAUUCACCGCGAGAUUCAAAUCAUUCUCCGCCGAGCUAGGGACCGGCAGCCUUGUCGAUAGCCGUAAGUUUUGUCAGCUCAACUUAGCCUUGAAGGCACCCGUUGGUUGGCAAUACGCUGUUCUCGCCACAAACUUCACCGGUGCUGCUCUACUCGGAUCGGGUACCAAAGCAAGCCACACAUCAACAGUCUACUUUUCUGGCAGCACAAACCAAACGGCCUUCACUCUCCCACUUUAUGGAGCUGCCAAGUACAUUUACAAUAUCCAAGCGGCUUCUGUGGUUGGAGGGGCUGCAUGGUCACCAUGUGGCUCUGAUACUGCUUUGAACAUCAAAUCAGAGCUUAGUAUAACAGGAACCGGUGCUGGGGAAAUUAUUGAGUUUGGGGAGUCCGGAAAACUCAGUCGCAUCUUUGAAUUGGGAUGGAGGAAGUGUUAA
Messenger RNA from Orbilia oligospora ATCC 24927, 651 nucleotides. RefSeq lists its product as uncharacterized. Lineage: Eukaryota; Fungi; Ascomycota; Orbiliomycetes; Orbiliales; Orbiliaceae. The transcript has a single exon. Bases 1 to 651 code for a protein of 216 amino acids. The record is from RefSeq and is a predicted model, not a curated record.